Molecule: messenger RNA, 1146 nt
Organism: Exophiala spinifera
Lineage: Eukaryota; Fungi; Ascomycota; Eurotiomycetes; Chaetothyriales; Herpotrichiellaceae
Exons: 2
Coding region: 1-1146 (381 amino acids)
Source: RefSeq, a predicted model, not a curated record
AUGGCGCCCUCGACCAUUAUCCAGAAGCGGCCGCAAGACUCUCCAUAUCAGCUUGAUCCUGACCAGACGUUGAAGGCCUCACGAGCCCUCCUGCAGCACGUCCAGGCCGAAACCAAGCGUUUACAAGAUGCAUCCUCAAAGCGAAACCUCCUCGAUACCGACGCGUCAGACUCUGAAGCUGAUGCUUCGACCGGCGCAGAAGCCCCCAUAUGGCUCACCCUCACUACUAAGCAACACAUUGUCGACAAGACUCGACUGAAGCCCAGCAAAAUAUCGGUACCGCACUCCCUCAACACAUCUCCAGACCUUCGAAUAUGCCUUAUCACGGCCGACCCUCAGAGAGCAGUGAAAAACGUCGUCGCUGAUCCUGCUUUUCCUGCAAACUUGAAAUCUCGUAUUACGAAAAUCAUUGGUUUUACCAAGUUGAAGAACAGGUACAAGACCUUCGAGACACGACGGCAGCUCUUGGCCGAGCACGACAUCUUUCUUGCUGACGACCGUAUCAUCACCCGCUUACCGGCGACGUUGGGCAAGAUCUUCUACAAGGGGUCAGCAAAACGACCUAUUCCUGUCACAAUUGCGCAGUCGCAGCGGACCAAGAAAGAAACUAAACAGAAAGCCACCAACGGAGAGGGAGCUGCCGCGCCUGCUGAACCCGCAGUCCUUGCGAAAGAAAUCGACAAAGCAGUUGAUGCGGUACCAGUCAGCCUUAGGCCAGGGACAUUGGUUGCCGUCCGUGUUGGAUUGGCUUCUUUUCGACCCGACCAGCUGGCCGAGAACGUCGCCGCGGUCGUGCAGAACCUGAUUGAGAAACAUGUCGUCAAAGGUUGGAAGAAUGUCAGGGGUAUCCACAUCAAAGGCCAAUCCUCGACUGCUGUACCUAUCUGGCUAGCCGACGAUCUUUGGACAGAGUCAGAUGACAUUGCUACCGCCCAAGCUAUUGAGGAGGGCGAUGCGGAGAACGAGGCAGAGCAGGGACAGAAGCGCAAAAGAAGCUCGAGAACCACCAAGGGCCCACAGGCUGGUACUCGCAAACGGACCAAGAUGGACGAGAGCGAUGAUAAGCAGACAGAGCGGAAAAGUACUGAAGCUCGCAAAAGUAAACUUGCAGCCCAAAAAGCCAAGAUCUUUGGUGAGGAUGUGUAA